Symbiodinium sp. CCMP2592 is the source of this 1182-nucleotide messenger RNA. NCBI's taxonomy places the organism in Eukaryota, Dinophyceae, Suessiales, Symbiodiniaceae. The record is from the annotation of a GenBank genome assembly.
AUGUGGAGCUGGGUGCUGCGACUCUGCUGCUGGCAGGCGCUUGGACGACGAAGUUUCCUGGAGAGGUCGCAACUUCGAGACGCCCUGGUGACCUGGGAAAGGAAUGCGUCCGCGAGGACAGAGUUGACCAAAGACUUUGGCAACAUCUCAGAAUGGGACAUCUCUGCGAUUUCCAGCAUGAGUGGCCUCUUCGCUGGCCUGGAGAACUUCAACGAGGAUGUGACGGCUUGGCAGACGGCGCAAGUGAUCGAUAUGAGCUUCGUCUUCGCAGGUGCCUCGUCCUUCAAUCGAUCUCUCAGUUCAUGGUCCACCUCGAAGGUGAUCACAAUGCGAGCCAUGUUCUACAAUGCCACGGCAUUCAAUCAGCCGCUGACAUCAUGGGUGACCACAGCUGUGUUAGAUAUGUCCUACCUCUUCUAUGGGGCCUCUAGCUUCAACCAGCCCUUGGACACAUGGGACACACAAGGAGUGACGGACAUGAGUUACAUGUUUUGUGGUGCCAGCGCAUUUGACCAGCCCCUCUACAUGUGGACGACUUCCGCGGUGCAGAACAUGAGUGGCAUGUUCGAAGAUGCCUGGGCUUUCAACAACAAUUACGAGGACACCCGCCCCAUGCGGGGUCUCGGCUACAAAGCCUACAGCGCAAAAAGCAAGCUGCAGAACGUUGGAGGAUGGGACACCAGCUCCGUACGGGACAUGAGCUCCAUGUUCAAGGGCGCUCGGGCUUUCAACCAGCCGAUCGGGCGUUGGGUGACAUCCGCCGUGACUUGCAUGCGGAGCAUGUUCAGCGGCGCUACUGCCUUCAACCACCUUCUCUUGCACUGGGAUGUGUCGCGGGUGGCAGACAUGAGCUUCAUGUUUGAAGGGGCCAUCUCGUUCAAGCAGCCACUGUUCUUAUGGAAGACGUCCGCCGUCCAGAACAUGACAGGCAUGUUCCAGAAUGCAAAGUUCUUCAACCAUGUGCUCAGCUCUUGGAACGUCAGCGCAGUUCGCGACAUGCGCGGGAUGUUUCGGCGGGCACUUUCCUUCAACCAGGCUUUGGAUCUGUGGGACACAGGGAAUGUCACAGACAUGACCGGCAUGUUCGAGGGUGCCAUGGCCUUCAACCAGAAGAUUGGUAACUGGGACACCUCCCGGGUCACGAGCAUGGGAAGCAUGUGCCUUGCACCUGUCCAAAGCUAG